GUGGGACCUCAUCUCUUGCAGCCAUGAUUUGUGGUAUAAAUUUGGUAGCAGGGUAAAGGUACGAUCAAGCGCCACGUAACUAGAAUAAUGGUUUAAACUAUAGAAGCCACUGGAGUAGGAGACUUUUCUACCAUUGCGUUGGAUAUAGACAAAAACAUCAAGAGAUUUCCAAGUGCAUAUACACGGGAAGAUUUGGGCCUGCUGAUGAUUUAGUUUACCAGGUCAUAGCUGCCAGCUACAAGAAAGAUUCUUGCUAAUUUCUGUCCAACAUCUGUGAAGUGGUGAUGUUUUAAUAUAAUGGAAUAACAAAGAAAGCUGAAAAAGAUGAGUUUACCUCGACCGUCAGGGCUAAAAGCGCCCUCUAAGAUCGGCAAACCCUUGAGUGUGCCGACCCCACGCCCAUCAGGUACAAGCAUUCCAUUGCCUGGUUCUGUGCAAAAAGUGCAAAGUGCAAUUGCUAAGAGUGCUCGCGCUGCAGGUAUCAGUGCCGGAAACGCAGAAAAGUAUGCUGCUGACGUCAUACAUAACCUCAAAGGCCCUGAGCUGCCUAACCCCCCUCCUCCUGCUGAUGACUUCAUCAUUGGGGACAGGAUCUGGGUGUCCGGCAACAAACCAGGAUUCAUUGCCUUCCUGGGGGAAACCCAGUUUGCAGCCGGUGAAUGGGCAGGAAUUGUGCUGGACAAGUUUGAAGGGAAAAAUGAUGGGUCAGUUCAGGGUAUCCGAUACUUUCAAUGUGAACCCAAACGGGGUGUGUUUGCGCGAAUCUCAAAACUAUCACGGACACCGAAUCUGAUGCUGUCUACAACUCCAAAGCCAGACGAAAACAUGUCCGAAUCGGGACAUUCUGUGAAAGCAACACCAAACGGUUCUCAUAUGAGGCCCACAACGCCAAAAUUAGGAUUAACACCAAGUAGAGGGCCGUUAGGUUCAGCAACCAGUCUGUCCAAGGCACCUGUGAUGUCACUCGGAGGAAAACCCGUCUCUGCUGGGGGAAGUAAAGCGGUGUUGAAGAUAGGUGACCGCGUAUUGGUCAGUGGGACUAAGAUGGGCACUCUCAGAUACGUAGGGCUAACAGAUUUUGCUAAGGGAGACUGGGCUGGUGUAGAUCUCGAUGAAAAGCAGGGUAAAAAUGAUGGUGCUGUAGCAGGGAAAAGAUAUUUUGAUUGCCGCCCCAUGUAUGGGCUGUUUGCUCCAUUACACAAAGUUGCACGCCUCACAUCAGGGUCUGGGCCCGGAGUAGGUACAGGAAGCACCACUCCGAGCCCUCAAGCACGUUCUCUGAUGAACACUAGUCUACGGUUGUCACGGGAACGGAGCGGGAGUCAGGAGUCAGUCAGCUCCAUCAGUUCCUCUGCGUCCAGUGUGUCACGAAGUCGGGCCAAAAACAGCCAGCGACCCAGCACCCUUAACCUCUCCGCCACCACUACGGCCCUACAGAAAGCUUUAAAGGAGAAGGAGGAACACAUAGAACAGCUGCUUAGGGAGAGAGACCUAGAGAGGGCCGAGGUCGCUCGUGCUGCAGCCCAUGUAGACGAGGCGGAGGGCGAACUCACAACCAUGCGUGUUCAGAGCGAGCGUCUUAAGGAGGAUACAGACGAUGCUGUAGUCAAGUUAAGGAGCCAUAUACAACAGCUGGAGAAGGAGAAGGCAGAAAUUCUCUGUAAACUGGAGGAUGAGAAGAGGAAAGUAGAGGACCUUCAGUUCCAGAUAGAAGAGGAAUCCAUAACCAAAGAUGAUUUAGAGUCCAGGACAGAAGAAGAGGAAGCCAAGCUGAAGAACCUGGAGAAGGCUCUGCGACGGGAGAAGGAAAGGGCAGACAAAUUUGAACAGGAGCUGUUUGGUUUUAAGGCCCUGCUGAAGGACAAGUCAGAGAGACUGACCGAAACAGAGGACCAGAAUGUUGUCUUCCUGGACCAGAUAGAGGAACUCACACACAAGUUUUCUCAGGCUGAAAACAAGGUCAAAGGUUAUGAGUCCUCAAGACUUGAGGAAGGGGCCAAGACCAGCCAAGUAAGCAUAGAACUAGAGGAGAAGUCGUCUAAGGUUGCAGAGCUUGAAGACACACUCUCCUCGCGUAACCGUGAAGUGAAAGAACUUCAGAACAAGCUCAGUGAACUGAAUGAAGAAGUUAAAACCAGCACAAUACGCAGACAAAAACUGCAGGAAACUAUCGACAAUUUAUCAGCACAACUUACAAACAGUGGGGAUGCAUCUAACAGUCUAAAUACAGAAAUACAGAACCUCAAAUCACAAAUCUCAGAGUUACAACGACAAGUAGAAUCCGGUAGGCACAAGGAACAACAACUGACCGACGAGAAGAACCAGCUUGAACUACAAAUGAGCGAUAUGGUGAGCAACUCCGGUGAUAGCUCAAAACGUCUUUCUCUGAUGAACGAUCAACUCACAGAGAGGAAUAGAAAAAUCCAGGAACUACAAACAGACUUGUCGAAUUCUACUCAAAAAUGGGGAAGAAUUAACGAUCAACUGACACAACUUCAAUUAGAGAGAGAGAGGGAGAAAGAGAAUUUAAUUAGUAAACAUGAGGAAAAUAUUAAUACAUUUAGGAGUCAAAUUGAAGACAUGCAAAGAGCCUUGGAUAAAGCCAACAAUAAAAUGAAAACAAAGUCAGAAGAUUUUGAAAAAGAAAAGGAAGAAGCCAUUAAACGCAAACAAGGGGAAAUCAACAGUCUUAAAAAACAGCUAGAGCAGAGCAGGGAGGAUCUAGACAAACAGGAAGUUCAGACACAGGCACACAAACGGGUGUUAGACACCAUCACCACAGAGAAGGAUGCACUACAGUUUGAAAAGGAGAAGGCUGAGAAACAAGUGAAGCGUCUGGAAGGGGAGAAGGAGACAAUCAACGGCAACCUGAUCCAUGCUCGUGUAGAGGUCACCAAGAUACAGUCCACUAACGAAAAGCUGGAGGCAGAGCGUGACAGUCUCACGGAACAACUCUCAGACAUCAAGUCUGAGAUCGAGAAAUCCAACAAGUCCAAAAUGGAGUUGCAGAAACAGAAAGACAGUGCUCAGUCGGAGAAGGAUGCUGCUAUAAGUGAGCGGGAGAGUCUACAAAGGGAGAUAAUAGAGGGCAAGGUCACACUACAACAGAAAGAUAUGCAGAUGGAGGAACUACAGAAAAAGUCUGAAGAGUUACAGAGAGAGACAAGCCAACACGAAGAGACGAUAUCACAGUUAUCAGUACAGGAAGUGACCACCGGGGCAUUACAGACAAAGCUUGAUGAGAGUAAGGCCAAGGUAACCCAGCUCCAGACAAGUCUAAAGGACGUGGAGGGAGAGAGGGACUCGAUGAAGGCACAGCUGGAGUUCUCCAACCUGGUCGCCGAGGAACGCAAACGGCUUGAAGAUCAGAAUGUCCAGCUGACAAAAGAUGUGGAGACACUGCAGACACGAUUUAGUAAGGAGCUGGAGAAACAUGAUGCAGCCAAGACAAGUCUACAGACGGAUCUCGAUAACUCCUCUCAGCUGUUAAACCAGAAGGUGGAGGAGGUGGAGGCUUACGAGAAACAGAUUGCAAACCUGAAGAAUGAGAAUUCCUCACUGGAAGUGUAUCGGUCAUCAGUGGCAAGCCUGGAGGAAGAGAGGUCGGAGCUCCGGGAUGUGGUCAGGAGUCUGGAGCAAGCUGUGAAGGACGCCAAGGCAGAGGCUAAAGCCGCAGCCAACGAGGCAAAGAAUGCAGUCGCUCAAGCUAAGGCUAACAGCGUACCAGUCUCAGUUGAUGCUUUAACCACGAAAUUCCAGGAGGAGAAGGCAGCCACUGAAGGACAGGUUGAUUUCCUCAACUCAGUCAUUGUGGAGCUGCAGAAAAAGAAUUCUGAGUUAAAGAUAUGUCUUGAGGCCACCAUGGAAGGUGGUGUUGUAACCAACGGCAACAGUAACAACUCCGUGGAAGUGACUCCGAAAGCGAAGGCGCCCCCGCGUCUAUUCUGUGAUAUUUGUGAUGUGUUUGAUAAACACGACACAGACGACUGCCCACUACAAGCAAUGGACUUUGAGGAACCUCCGCCCUCCCAUCACCAUGGCGACCGCAAACACAUGCGCUCCUACUGUGACAUCUGUGAAGAAUUUCACGAACAAUGUGUCCUUCCUGAUGGUAUCAUUGAUGAUGUUUUGAGUCCAAUAAAGGUCAAUAUCACAGAAGCUCAAGAUUUCGACAUCAACGAUUAUCCUCCUGAAAACAUCCCAUAUGUGUACGCAGACGGAAGUGUUCUUAAACAAGCUAUCCUGGAAGAACCACCCGCAGCUGAUGAGACAGAAACGAAAUCUAGUGACGCACUUGUUGACAAUGAAGAUGACGAUAAUCAGGAGACGCACCACGACGAGGAUGCUUGGGAUUCUCUAUUGAAGCCGGACGAUCUGGACGCGCAGUAUAUCUCGGACGAGGAUCUGAUUGAAAAAGGAGAUCUAGUUAAAGGUUAUAGAGAAUUCGGCGACGAAUAUUUGCAUGAAACCGAAGAGAAUCGAACAAUAGCUGGUGUACCUGAUGAAGCUUGUGACGAAGAGGUAGAGGUAGAAAGGUCAGACGACAAAGAAGAUGAAAUCAUCGUUUCAAAUGACACGAGAGAAAAUAUAGAUGCUGAAUUGGAUGAUUCUGUAGACGAAUUUCUUGAAUUAGAAAAACAGCUAGCGACAGAAUGUGAGCAAACGGAUACCGGAAUUCCAUCCGAUAUUAGGCAUGUGUCGGAAGAAUUAAAUGCAGGUUUCGACGAGUACAUGCAAGCAAUCCAAGACCUCUCCAGUCAGAAAACUGAGAAAGGAAAAGAAGUGCUUUUUCACGAUUCUGAUGAUGAAGCGAUAAAUGAGGGUGAAUAUGUAGAUACACAGCCAGAGUUCCCCCUUGAACACGCGACAGAAACCGUCAUUGAUCAACUGAAGAAUCCCGAUGUUGAUUCGUCUAUGGACGAACCAAAAUCUGCUUCAGAUGCAGAAUACCUAACGGGACAGAUUGGUCCUGGUAUGGAUGAAAAAACUGAGACUGUAGCAAAUGAUGACGAGACCGAGGACGACAACAAGACUGAGGAACCUAGAAGGCAUUCUUCAACUUCAGAUGUAGAUUUUCAGUCAGGUGAAGAGAAUGUCAGUACAGACGGUCCUGGCGACGUUACAAAGGACGACGAUACCGAGUCGGAAGGUGAUGACAGGGUUUACGAAUGUACUUCAGACGUACCAGAAGGCGCUGGGAAACAGCCGGAAUGUGAUGAAGCGGUCAACAUUACGACAAAAGGCAUGAAAGAUGAAAACGGUGACGAUACCAUUGAUAAACCAUUUGGUGAUGAACAGUUGGAGAAGCAAGAAGAGCAUCUCGAUAAAGUCGAUGAAAAGAAGAAAGACGAUGAUGAAAAACAAGGGGCAGAAAUGGCGAUCGCUGGAAUGCCAGAGUUUUCAUCUGAUGAUAAGGAUGAAAAAUGUAAAAUUAGCUAGAUUCUGUUUAAGAACAUUGUACCUUCUAUUGUUUAAAUUAUUUUAUUUCGUCUGAUAGAAUUUUGCUCAAGUAGACAUAACUCUUUUCGUAUUUGUUAUUGCGGUUUCUACUUGAUCAAUUCCAUGGAUUUAUUUUUGUUGGAGUUCUAAGCGUUGAUAACUGUGCGUUGUAAAUUUUAUUUAUUUACGUUUGAUGAUGUCAUUAGUAUGCCAUACAUUGAUUUAUAUGUGUAACUUAUUCCAUGUUUACAUAGUUGUAUAUGUACCAUCGUAUGAGGUUGACAUUAUAUAACUCUACCACAUUUUGAUGGCAUUUAUAUAGGUUAUGAAUGCCAACAUAAAGCAGUUUU
This is a messenger RNA of Mizuhopecten yessoensis (Yesso scallop), 5789 nucleotides long. Its product is annotated as CAP-Gly domain-containing linker protein 1-like. NCBI's taxonomy places the organism in Eukaryota, Metazoa, Mollusca, Bivalvia, Pectinida, Pectinidae. The transcript has 30 exons. The coding region runs from base 325 to 5439 and encodes 1704 amino acids. Gene Ontology annotation, molecular function: microtubule plus-end binding. Gene Ontology annotation, cellular component: nucleus; microtubule plus-end; cytoplasm. Gene Ontology annotation, biological process: cytoplasmic microtubule organization. The record is from RefSeq and is a predicted model, not a curated record.